AUGUUAGAAGGCCUGCCUAGAAGAGAUAGAAUAUCACGAGUGACCAGGUACACUUUAUCUAGAAGAAACGAUGUGAACAUCGGAACGAACAAGGUCCGGUCCUCACGAGAACAGCGCUGCAGGGCGGAGGAGGUUGCGGAUGGGCUCGCUAAGGACGAGGUGGGAGAUGAGCUCGGCGUGGUCGAAGAGAAGUUGGGCGUCAUGGGUAUGGCCAUUGGGGCAGGGUUGAUCUCUGCGAUGCCAGUGGAGAAGUCGGCGGGCUGUGUGAAGAUCAUGGUCAAGACCAACAAGACAGAUCGCAAAACACGGCGAGCGCACCCAUGGAACCUCGUCGUCAGCUAG
This is a messenger RNA of Grosmannia clavigera kw1407, 342 nucleotides long. RefSeq lists its product as uncharacterized. The transcript has a single exon. The record is from RefSeq and is a predicted model, not a curated record. NCBI's taxonomy places the organism in Eukaryota, Fungi, Ascomycota, Sordariomycetes, Ophiostomatales, Ophiostomataceae. The coding region runs from base 1 to 342 and encodes 113 amino acids.